CACAAGGAGGAGUAUGAAAGACAACUCAAGAUCAGCGAGAAAGAGAUCUUGCCCGUGGGCGAAGAGGGUGAAGCGGCGCACAUCGACAGCGAGGCCGAAGGUGUCGAAGGGGCCGAGGUCAUUGGUGCGAUCUUGGUCGUGGGUGAUGGGUGCAUAACGUGCGCGCGGGAACAGCGCGCGCAACACAUCGAGUUCGUGGCCGGGGAAUCCGAAGUGCUCGCAGUCGGCGAGAAGAUGAGCGUGGAGGACAAAGUAAUUGUUGUUGCAAGCGAGAUUAUGGUCGAAGAGAUGUUCGAAGUUGAGAUGUUGGUCGCGGUCAAAGCGGGCCAUGAUGAGGAGGCGUACGCACAUUAUGGUGUGGAUACGCGUGUGAUCGAAGAAGAAGUUCUCGAGUUUUGGAUGGUCGAGGAUGAGUCCUUGAGGGCAAGGACAUUCUCAAAGGGGGCGGGAAUGAUGCGGAAGUGGGUUCCGAGCCCCGACGGUAAGAAAGACCAAGAGUCGAGACGACCCGAGGAGGCUGAAAAUAGGGCAAAAAUGACGCACACAUGGCCUAAAAGACGGGUACGAGCUCGUAUGCGAGGCGUACAAGCACGCAAGAAAAGGAAUAUUCAAGAAGGGCGCGCACACGCGCAUUGGCGUAGACGCGCAUGGCGCUCGGAAGGUAGGAGGUGCGGUGUGCGAGGAGUUGAGGACGGAUGGUGGAUGCAGGCGGGUGAUUGCACCGGACCAAUGGAAGCGAACACAAGCAAAGAGCGUGCAUCGGGACUUGAUGCGCGCAAGCAGUCUAACAAUCGAGCAAGAAAUGUGCACGGUUGGUCAAGAAAACGUGCGAGUGAUGCACGGGUGCCGGGCGUGCAAGGCAAGUGCACGAAUAGCGUGGGCGUGUGGCAGGAAGGACGCGUGCGUGCAAUGAACACGGGC
Messenger RNA from Striga hermonthica, 921 nucleotides. The record is from the annotation of a GenBank genome assembly. Lineage: Eukaryota; Viridiplantae; Streptophyta; Magnoliopsida; Lamiales; Orobanchaceae.